Colius striatus (speckled mousebird) is the source of this 3265-nucleotide messenger RNA. Its product is annotated as trichohyalin-like. NCBI's taxonomy places the organism in Eukaryota, Metazoa, Chordata, Aves, Coliiformes, Coliidae. The record is from RefSeq and is a predicted model, not a curated record. Bases 304 to 2505 code for a protein of 733 amino acids. The transcript is spliced from 21 exons.
CCUCAGUACCAGUUGGCAGGAGCUUGGAGAGCACUGGCCAACGGCCUGCCUUGCGAUGGCUUUGCAGCGGGAGGUCGCUGACAGAGCAGAGGAAGGUGAGGGAUGGCUGUCCCCAGGGUCCCCACAGGCGUUGGCUGGGCUGUGUGUGUGGCUGUGAGCAGUGCAGGGGGAAGGCGGCAGCCUGGGCCGCGUGCUGUGUGUGAGGCAGCGUGGGCAGCCUGAGCCCAAGCACUGUCCCCACGCCCGGCACUGCCCGUGGCCGAGCCCCUCACAGCGUGCUGGCCCUGACACACAGGUGCAGCCAUGGCAGCGGCAGCGGUGAGGGAAGAACUCCGAGUGCAGGAGAUUCUGCCCCAGUGCUGUGCCACGGCCCAAAGCAGCAGCGACAGGGACUGGCAGCGUAUGAACGAGGCAUUGCAGUGUCUUGAAAGACAGAGCCAAGCCUCGUGGCAGCUGCAGGAGGACAUAGGCGAGCUGCAGGUGACUUCACAGAGCCACAGCACAGGUGCAGUUGGAUGGGCCGCAGCCGCUGAGCUCCUGCUCUCUUUCCACGUGCAUGACAAUAGUCUGGACCUGAACGGGCAGAACCAUCUCAGAGUGGUGAAGGAGGAGGCCUUGACACAUCUCCAACACCGAGACCAGGAGAUGCGGCAGAUGAGGCUGGAGACAGCUCAGCUGAGAAUGGAGGUGACCCAGCUGAAGAGCUCUCAGGUGUUGCAGCAUUUCCAAAGCCAAGGCCAGGAGAUGCAGGAGCUGAGGAAUGAGAUGGCCAAGCUGAGGAAUGAGAUGGCCGAGCAGAGCAUGGAGGUGACCCAGCUGAAGGAGGAGAAUCGUCACCAGGUGGCAAAUAGCAGAAGGGAGAGCUCUGUGGUGCUGCAGCUAUUUGAAAGCCAAGACCAGGAGAUGCAUCAGCUGAAGCUGGAUGUGGCCCAGCUGCUCGCGGGGAUGGGUCAGCUGAAGUUCAUGGAGGAGGAAAAGCUGGGAAAGCUGGAGCAGCUCAGAAUACAGAGCUCUGAGGUGUUGCAGCGAUUUGAAAGCCGAGAACGGGAGAUGCAUCGGCUGAAGCUGGAGGUGGCCCAGUUGGUGGCGGGGAUGGCUCAGCUGAAGAAGUUCAUGGAGGAGGAGAAGCUGGGAGAGCUGGAGCAGCUCAGAAUACAGAGCUCUCAGCUGUUGCAGCAUUUCCAAAGCCAAGGCCAGGAGAUCCAGGAGCUGAGGAAUGAGACGGCCAAGCAGAGGAAUGAGACGGCCGAGCUGAGGAAUGAGAUGGCCGAGGUGAAGGAGCGGAAUGAGGAGCUGGAGAAGUUGGUGGAGCAGCUCAGAGCAGUGGAGAGCUCUCAGCUGUUGCAGCAUUUCCAAAGCCAAGGCCAGGAGAUCCAGGAGCUGAAGAAUGAGACGGCCAAGCAGAGGAAUGAGACGGCCGAGCUGAGGAAUGAGAUGGCCGAGCUGAAGGAGCGGAAUGAGGAGCUGGAGAAGUUGCUGGAGCAGCUCAGAGCAGUGGAGAGCUCUCAGCUGUUGCAGCAUUUCCAAAGCCAAGGCCAGGAGAUCCAGGAGCUGAAGAAUGAGACAGCCAAGCAGAGGAAUGAGACGGCCGAGCUGAGGAAUGAGAUGGCCGAGCUGAAGGAGCGGAAUCAGGAGCUGGAGAAGUUGGUGGAGCAGCUCAGAGCAGCGGAGCAUUUCCAAAGCCAAGACCAGGAGAUGCAGGAGCUGAGGAAUGAGAUGGCCAAGCUGAGGAAUGAGACGGCCGAGCAGAGCAUGGAGGUGACCCAGCUGAAGAUGCAUAACAUCUGUGAGUAUGUGGAUGCCAGUGAAAAGAAACAGUGUCAGCUGCAGGAGAAGCUGCCUCUGGAGAUGGAGCGGAUGAGAGUGGAGAUGGUUCAGCUGAAGUACAACGUGGCCUUGACACAUCUCCAACACCAAGACCAGGAGAUGCAGCAGGUGAAGCUGGAGACAGCUCAGCUGAGCAUGGAGGUGACCCAGCUGAAGGAGCGGAAUCAGGAGCUGGAGAAGUUGGUGGAGCAGCUCAGAGCAGCAGAGGAAGAGAAUCAUCACACAACAGAAAAAGAACUGAAGCAGCUCAGAAGGGAGAACCUUUACAGAAAACAGUGCUUAGAAAUGGCCACUGAGAAGAACAAGAAGCUGGAGAAGCAGCUGGCCAAGCUGAGGAGGCACCAAGAGAAGCAAAGCCUGGCUGAGGAAAUAGAGAACAGCAGAGAGAACCGGAGCCUGGCUGAGCUGGGACUGGACAGCUCUCAGAACCGCAGCGUGGAUGAGGAUAGAGAGACCGGCACAGAGAACCACAGCCAGGCUGAGGUUGGACUGAAUGGCUCUCAGAACUACAGCCUGCCUGAGGAUGGACUGAAUGACUCUCAGAACCAUGGCCUGGCUGAGAGUAGAGAGAAUAGCUUUGUGAAUCACAGCGUGGCUGAGCGGGGCCUGGACGUCCCUCAGCAGCAGACCCUGCCUGAAGAUGGAGAGCAUAACACACAGAAACACACAUACUGGUGAGUGUCCCCCCUGGCUGUCCCCUGCCCUGAGGCUGACUCCCACUCACAAGGCCGGGCUGCUGGGGGGUGCUGGGGGGCUCCUGGGGGCUCUGCAGCUGGCAGGGAGCAGCAUCGCUUUGCCCUAGGCUGGGCUGUUUUCCCGGCCUUGUGGGGUGUCCUGCGCUGCCCAAGGCAGCAACGAGAAGGACGGGGAGCCAGCCCGUGGGGCUCCUGCCAUCCUGUGGGCAAGAUGGGCUUGGGAUGCAGCCACCUUCUUCUGCCCCCCAGGAAACUCUUCCUGUUCUUCUUCUGCCUGAUGGUCUUCCUGAGCUUCGCUGUGCCUUUUGUGCUGCUCUACAGCUUCUCCUAUGAGCACAGGUUCGUCUACAACCUGCUCUUGUAUGUGAUGUCUGAGACAACCUACGCCAAGCUGGUGUACAACCUGGCAAAGAUCAUCAUCUUCCUGUUUGGGGAGCAGUGACCUUGCAGCCAUCCCCACUAGAUCCUUUUGUUUCACAUAGCACGAGACAGUCAAUCAAUGAGGGAUGCAGCCAAAAAGAAUUGUCUCCACCACAUCUGGCAAGAAUUAGGUGGCUGGUCUCUAAAUGGGUGGUUGGGCACGUUGUUGGGAGGAAUCAUUUGUGUAGUUCUAGUUAUUAUAGGAAUCUGCAUAGGUUGUACAGGCUGCCCAGAUGGGCUGUGGAGUCAACCUGGACGAGUUCCUGCGUGACCUGCUCUAGCUCAUCUUGCUCUGGCAAACAAAAUAUAUGUUAUUGAAGGAA